GUGCGUGCAUUAUUAAUAUCUCUAUCCUUCACAUAUGAACCUUUGCUACUUAAAGAUGUUCUUGUACAUCUAACCAAAACAAGCCCAAUAAAUACUAACUCUUAUGCAAGGUUUAAUUAUCAAAUUUUAGCAAGGAUUUAAUGGAGGAGAACCUUCCUCCGGGGUUCAGGUUCCACCCUACAGAUGAAGAGCUCAUCACUUACUAUCUCACCCGCAAGGUCACGGAGUUUGGAUUCGUCGCACGUGCUAUUGCCGAUGUCGAUCUCAACAAAUGCGAGCCUUGGGACCUCCCUGGGAAGGCGAGCAUGGGGGAGAAAGAGUGGUACUUCUUCAGCAUGAGGGAUCGAAAGUACCCGACGGGGCUGCGCACGAAUCGCGCGACCGACGCCGGGUAUUGGAAGACCACAGGCAAGGACAAGGAGAUCUUCCACUGUGGUGUUUUGGUUGGCAUGAAGAAAACCCUAGUUUUCUACAAAGGGAGAGCACCCAAAGGUGAAAAGACCAACUGGGUCAUGCAUGAGUACAGGCUCCAAUCCAAGUUUCCCUUUAGAACUACAAAGGAGGAGUGGGUUGUUUGUAGGGUCUUCAAAAAGAGCUCCAUACUAAAGAAACCGCAAGCAGGUUCUCCACCACUGCCGUCGUUGCUCGAGUCUCCAUGCAACACCAACUCGCUGAGCGAGCUCGGAGAAAUCGACGUAUCGGUGUUGAACAAUCUCAUGAACGCCUCGAGCUCGACGAGCGAUAUACAAGCUAAUGAGAAUAUCAGUAACAAGGUUGAUAUGAGCACGUACAUGCACUGGGUUCUGGCUAGAGAAGCUGCUGCUAGCCAGAAUACGCUGCCUUGGCCGCCGAACUUGUUAGGCUCGGUCUUGGCGAGCAAUCCUGGGAUUCUGAAGGCGCUGCCGCUGAUCAAUUGCUACAAUCAACCCAGAGAAGGUACAAAUCUUGCAAAUUUAAGCUCUUUUGUAGCACAUGGAGAUGGGAUCUUUGCGAAUGAAUCGAAAUUAAGCUUCAAUGGCUCUUCAUCUAAAGGAGCGGAGUGUGCACAGCAACAGCAGCAGCAGCAGCAGCAGCAGCAGCAAGAAGCAUUUGAUCAGGAAGCAAUUUGGAGAGGCUAUUAAUAGUGUGAACAUGACUAACAAGCAAUUUGUUAUAUGUACCUCUUUAUAUUAUUUAUAUAUCUUAUAGGUGAUUCUCUAGCCAAAAAAUAUAUAUAUAUAUAUGUAGCGUAAAUGGGAACAAACCCACAAAGCCUUUACUAUUAUAUUGUCGGUUAAAAACUGCGAGUUAUACUGUUGUUCUAA
Ananas comosus (pineapple) is the source of this 1304-nucleotide messenger RNA. Its product is annotated as protein CUP-SHAPED COTYLEDON 2. Lineage: Eukaryota; Viridiplantae; Streptophyta; Magnoliopsida; Poales; Bromeliaceae. The transcript has 3 exons. Gene Ontology annotation, molecular function: DNA binding. Gene Ontology annotation, biological process: regulation of DNA-templated transcription. The coding region runs from base 141 to 1121 and encodes 326 amino acids. The record is from RefSeq and is a predicted model, not a curated record.